AUGGGUGUCGUGCCGGCAGACUUUGAAAAGAGGGGGAAGCUAAAUUCAUUGGUGAAUCGACUAGGUGGAGGUAACAUAGCUGGAUGUUCAACACAGCUGGCAACCGGCGAGCCAUUAAUGGCGCACAGUUGCCAGUGUAGAAACAUCGACGAUGCAGCAUAUUCAAACGAUCUUCUCGGCGUCUAUGAUGCUGCAUCAAAACAGCAACCACCACCACCACAACAACAUCACAAACAUCAUCAAACUGCUAACAAAAACAAUCCUGCCCGAUCUCCUUCACAUUUACCAGCCACUGUUUUUUUAUCUGACGGUGAACGGGACGCUUCCACACCGCCGAGUCGUUUGGUAUGCGAAGAAGAUCGAGAGCGUUGGGUUCGUGCGCCACCAAACUGCAACCCAUUCGAUGCUCAUGCCUCAUUCUCAUGUUCAUCAAUCUCAUGUCGCACGGCGCGAGAGGCUAGCGUUCAGGCAAUCUAUUCAGGACGAAGUCGCUUGAAUACGGCAACUGGUGUCGAAAGGCCAUCUUGUGGCCGUACAGGCAUCCAGCUGGGUUCGGGUUUAGCUAGUAGCCAGAGUAUGAAAAUGACACCAAACAGUUGCACGAACAACAGCAUCACCAAAAGGAUAUGCCAUAGUACCGAUUGUAGGCAACAUGUUGACGGGUGCUUCUCGUCUCGUACACGUUGGUCACCAUCGCUUGAUACCAGUCAAGAACGCAGAAGUUUGACUCAUCCUGUUGUUUAUGUGCCAGUACGGUUGGACAAUUGUAAUGCAAACAAACAGCACUCAUCAAUAUCACCACUUAAUGCAGUAUUAAUCAAGUCCUCUGAAUGUGAAUCGACAAUCCAUUCUGAACAAUCAUUAGCACCUAAUCAUUUUACAGUGCCAACAACAAUUUACUCUUGUCCACAUCCUGCCAGUUCAUCACCGUCUCUCGUCCGUAUCAGUGCCACACAAACCCUUCCAGAAUGGAACACAACCGCCCUACCAAUAGUAUUAACCAGGACAUGUAAAACACCUACUACUGCCAUUGCAAGUACGAAUGCUUCGUUUGCAGCAAGCACAGUGAAUAAGUGCAUCAGUCAGCAGUGCUCAGCGUCAUCAUUUUCGAUUUGUUGUAUGGCAUCCUCAUUGAGAACAAUCGCUAAUGAUGAUACCAAUUCGGGUCAAACCAUAACAUAG
This is a messenger RNA of Anisakis simplex (herring worm), 1182 nucleotides long. The record is from the annotation of a GenBank genome assembly. Lineage: Eukaryota; Metazoa; Nematoda; Chromadorea; Rhabditida; Anisakidae.